Mesitornis unicolor (brown roatelo) is the source of this 3663-nucleotide messenger RNA. RefSeq names its product cadherin-related family member 2 (gene CDHR2). Gene Ontology annotation, cellular component: plasma membrane. The transcript has 28 exons. Gene Ontology annotation, molecular function: cell adhesion molecule binding; calcium ion binding. Gene Ontology annotation, biological process: homophilic cell-cell adhesion. The record is from RefSeq and is a predicted model, not a curated record. The annotation marks the transcript as partial. Lineage: Eukaryota; Metazoa; Chordata; Aves; Mesitornithiformes; Mesitornithidae.
GAGGCAAAGGUCUCUGGUGGUGUCAGGGUGCGAGCACAGAGCAGCCUGCCUGGCAGCAUCCACGGCAACGCAGCCACAGUUUCAGGCAACACAGCCCCCUUCUUCAACAUGACCUUCGUCUACGUGCCCGAGGACCUGGAGUUGGGCCAGCUUGCUUUCCGACUGGUGGCUACUGACAUAGACGGGGACACACUCACCUACAGCAUCAGCGGGUCAGAUGCCUUCUACUUCUCUGUCAAUGCCCAGACAGGGGACGUGACACUUAGGAACUCCCUGGACCGUGAGCUCACAGCCAGGCUCACCAUCAUCGUCGGGGUGUUUGACGGGACGAACGAAGUAGUCUCCAGAAAGCUCACAAUCAUCGUGGAGGACCGUAACGACAACGCCCCAGUCUUCCAGUACCUCCCAUAUGAAACUUCCAUCCCCGAGACCCAGACGCUCAACAGCAUCAUCUACACCGUGUUUGCCAACGACAGCGACACCGGGAAUGCCUCCAAAGUCAGCUACAGCAUAGAGGAGGUGAUCCCAGACGGCACAAAUAAUCACUGGCUCUUCUACAUCCUGCCCAAUGGGAGCGUGAUCCUCAAUGGCUCACUGGACUAUAGCAGGAACACCUUCUACCAGAUCAAGAUCGUCGCCAAGGAUGGUGGGGGGUUGCUGCACAACGUGUUGACCUUCCAGCAGAGCUCAACCUACCUGUCCCUGACCAUCCGCGACCUGCCCAACCUCAACCCACGGUUCCUCAACGAGCCCUACUCUGGCUCCGUGCCCGAGAACUGCAUCCUGGGCACCACUGUGCUGACUGUCACCGCUAUAGACAGAGACACGGGGGUGAAUGACAAAAUCUUUUACAGCAUCUCCAAUGCCAGCAUCCCCUUUGCUAUCAAUGACACGAUGGGCACCAUCACUGUGAGUGGGCACCUGGACCGUGAUCAGCUGCCAAGUGAGGAGGUGCUGCUGGAAGUCACAGCACGUGAGAAGAACCUGGACAUCCACGGCGAGGUGGCCCAGGCUAGCACUCUGGUGACAGUCGUGGUGACCGAUGUCAAUGAUAACAAGCCACAGUUCUACCACUGCUCCCUCCCCAGCUGUGACUUCUCCACCAGUGCCCAGAACAACUUCAGUGGCUACAUCAUCGAGCACUCCUCCUCCAGAUUCCCCGUGUCCAACCUCAGCAUCGUCGCAUAUGACCCGGACAAGGGCAUCAACAGCAACUAUGAGCUGUACCUGCAGGGUCCAAAUGCCAGUGCCUUCACUGUCUCUCCCUCAAGGAUUGUGGGCACAGGGGAGGUCCAGCUCCUGGUGCAAGAUCCAUCCUCUGUGGACUACGAGAUCAGCCAUGUCAUGGUGGUGCAGAUCAUUGCUAAUGACACAGGGAACCCCACAGACUGCUGCUCCACAGCCACUGUAACCAUCGACCUCAUUGACACCAACGACCACACCCCUGAGUUCCCCCAGAGCACCUACAACCUAAGUGUGAAGGAGCACAGCCCUGCGGGCACCGUCAUCUCCUCCAACAUCACGGCCUACGAUCCAGACAGCGGUGUUUUCGGCCAGAUCACCUACCAGCUGCUCCUGGAGAGCAUUCGUCAAAUCUUCAUGGUGAAUGCCACGACCGGGGCGGUGCUGGUGCAGAAUGGGAACCUGCUGGACUGGGAGACUCGCUCCAUCUAUUACGCCAACCUCCAGGCCAAGGAUGGAGGCAACCUGGUGGGCACCACCGUGCUGGAGAUCACUGUGCUGGACAUCAACGACAUGGCACCCAUCAUCACCGGCUCCUACUUCAUCUCGGUGCAAGAGGGGCAGAAUGUCCGAACGCAGAUCAAGGCCACCGACAACGAUGAGCCUGGCAGUCCAAACAGCAAAUUGGGCUUCAAGAUCUUGCCAGGACCGUUCAGUGAAAACUUCACCAUCGAUGCGGCCAUGGGUGAGAUGCACAGCAAGGAGCCACUAGACCGCGAGGCCUUGGAAGAUGAGCAGGGGCAGAUGGUGGUGACGGUGGAGGUGUAUGACCACGGUGUGCCCCCGCUCAGCAACCCGGUGAACGUCACCAUCACUGUGGGGGACUUGAAUGACAACGCCCCCAUGUUCCUCAACCAGUCCUAUGAGUUCUCAGUCUUUGAAGGCUCUCCAGCUUCCUUCGUGGGUGAGGUGCAGGCCACAGAUGCUGACCGAACGGAGAUCAAUUCGCGGAUUUCCUUCUCACUUCAGAGGGGCAGCGGCUCCAGCAACUUCUUGAUCCGCUCGUCCCAGCUGGGGCCAGGGCACUAUGGUGGGCAGCUGUCCGUGGACCCUGACAUGUCCCUGGACUAUGACACCUUGCAGCAGAAAUUCUUCUCCUUGGUGGUGCUGGCGGAGAACACAGCUGCAGACAACGUAGGGGACACUGCCAACGUCUCGGUGGUGGUCCACAUCCUGGACGUCAAUGAUGAGCCCCCCUCCAUCCUGCCCGACUCGCUGCAGGAUGUGCGCGUGAGUGAGAACAACACGCAACAGGGGCUGGUCCGCACGGUGAACGCCUCCGACCCGGACACCAACCACUCACUGGUCUUCGAGGAGCUGGGGGUUGCCUGCUUCAAGGGGGCGAGCAGUGCUGGGGAGGUGUGCUGGGACUGGUUUGUACUGGAACCCAGCGGCUCGGUGCUGGUGAACAGCUCGGACAUCGACUACGAGCUGUGUGAUGUGGUGGUGCUCAUGCUGCGGGCUGAAGACCUGUACACUGAGAAGGGCAACCGCUACAGCCAGAAUGAAACCCUGAGGAUCAUCAUCACUGAUGUGAACGACAACACACCAGUCUUCCUGCCCAUCCUGGAGACCUUUGUGGUUGUCCCCGAAAUCUCUCCUGUGGACCUGCAAGUGGCUACUGUGAAGGCCAAGGACACUGACUCAGGGCUGAAGGGAACCAUCACCUUCUCCAUUGUCAGUGUGGUGCUCGUGGAGGACGACGGGGUCAGCCGGCCCUUCGAGAACCUCUUCAAGGUGGUGACAACGUCCGAGCAGGACAUCUACAUCGGGAGCAUCCAGGUGGCCAGCAACCUUGAUGGCUCACUGAAAGGGCAGUACCAGGUGACGGUGAAGGCUCAGGACGGCGAGGCACCAGUGCACGCAGCACAGACCGUGCUGAAUAUCUUCGCAGUGGAUCAGAGCUACCGUGUCCGCCUCCAGUUUGUGACAACGGUGGAUGAGGUCCAGAGUAACUCCGAAAAUAUCAAAGUGGCCCUGACCACUGCAACCAAGGCAGGCGUCUACGUGGUGGCCAUCCGGAGCAUGGAGGACACUCGUGCCUCCCACUACAAGAGGAAGCUGAGCGCUAUGAAGGCUCUGAAGGUGGCCACAACGUUCAGCCCUGCCAUGGCCCAGCAGGGAGCCGGCAUCCCUGGGACCAACCAGUACAACGCAGAGGGGGCCAACCCCAUCCUGAACCUCUCGCUUGAUCCCUCCAAAGACCUGGGCUUCCACGAGGACUCUGUCUCUGUGGCCAGCACGAAUUCCCUGGAUGAAAACACAGUAAAUGCACCAAGUGAUGACAACUACAGGGCCAAGCAGGACACAGCGCAGUUGACAGACCCCACAGAUGAGGAGGUGCUGGUGGCUGCCCUGAAUCUGAAGGAGCCCACCAAAACAGCAUACAUCAACACUGUCUUCACCACCACCGACUUGUGA